CUGCUUCCUGCUUCCACUAUCCGACGUUUCCAUCCCAUAUCCGGAGGCCCUCACCAAGGGUUUUCAUCACCACGCCGCCCCUUAUAAGCUUCCUCCCAAUCCCCGUCUUACCGAGCCACUUCUACUCCCCCGCCCGUCCUCUCGCUCUCUCUACCCCCUUCUCUUCUCCCAGCCAGUGAUGUCUUCUUCCCAGGGCCGAAGGGGGUCUCUCCCAGGGACGAGAAGCGACGACAAGGGCGUUCUCUCUAGGGUUUCGAACUCCAUCUCCCAGUCACCCAUCGUGUACCGUGGGAAGCGCGCCGCCUCCGAGGCCGCCACAGUCACCAAGAAGCUCCUCUGGAGCACCGGCCGCGCCGCCUGGAUCGCUGGCACCACCUUCCUCGUCCUGGUGGUACCUCUGAUCAUCGAGAUGGACCGGGAACAGCAGAUGAACGAGCUCGAGAUGCAGCAGGCUAGCCUUCUUGGCACUUCCCCUCCCUCCAUGGCCGCCCCCGCCCCUCCCAAGUGAUCGUCGUUCAGGUCUCAGCUGCAGCCUACAUCUGCAGCUAGGUUUUCACUUGGGAUCCACUUGGAAUGCAUGAUAGAGUGCUUUGAGGUUCGGACGGACCAUCAAGUGUUUCUUGGUGUUGACGCUGUAUAUCAGAGGCGGGUCGAAAGUGAACUUUCAAUUUCCUUGUAGCAGAUAGAAACCACAAACUCAGUCCCCCUAGGUUACACCCGGUCCUAGUUUGCGCUUGUGCUGGAGAGGAUCGCAACUCUUGUGCAGUGUGGUAGGGAACCAAAAGCUAGUCCACGCCUUGUGCACGAAGGAUCCUCUUCCUCUGUCUAAGCAAAGACCAGGAUGCACGGUUUUGGAAUCUAGGUCAAACAUAUCUCCAGAUUCUGCUCACUAGUGGUGGGUGGGCAGUGCAUUGCGUUCAUGACCAAUCUCAGCAUCAGAGUCAGUUUCAAUUAACAUAACAAGUCUGGUACCAAGAAGAAGAAGCGUCAUGUGACAAAAAGGGAUCGGUGUCGCUUAGGCUCUCAGCAGAAUUCAUGGCAUGUCUGGUAUAAAGCAUCCAUCCUUUUUACAAUAUUUUGUCUGGAAGUUUUUAUCGAAAUACCAGUUUUUUGCCGCUAAGUAUUUCCUUAAAAUACGACACUGAUUGUGAUGGGAAUAAAAAAUAGAAGAGAUUUCCUCUAGAAAAGAAGGAACCAAGGAGUGGAAAAUAAAUGGCUGUCUUACACCUUUUUCUUAUUUAUGUUUGAUUACAGUGUCGGAAAUUUCUUUUGGCUGAGGGUGUUUUAUCCGUGGAAAGAAAAAGAAGAAAUAUAUAUGAUAAGUUUUAAAGUUUAUGACAUCUGUUCCUCGGAGUAAUUAUAUUUUGCUUCAAGAUGUUUAAUCAAUAUAAUUAUUAUUCGUUAUGCCUGCUUCUUGAACAUUGCUAUGCACAUACGGCUUUUUCUACUUCUUACACCUUUGUUUUUGUAGUAAAUGUGAUCUAAAAUUUGUUUGACAAAUAUGAGGUGUAUUUUGAGUUUCAUGCUUAUUUUAUCGGGAAAGAUAGGCUGUUAAUGUUAGAAAAAUAUAGUCCAUGAUAAGAAAGAUGGGUUGGUGACACUUCCCAUACAUACACAUACCUAUCUAAAUUUACAUACAUAUAUUCAUACAUACAUACAUACACAUAUACCUACACAUGUAUGUAUUUAAAUUUAUUGUUAUGUUGUUAUAAUUAGAUCAAUUUGUAAUUUAUCAAAGAAAAUAAUUUUAUCUUUCAUUUAUCAUAUUAGAUAGCUUUAUUUGCAUGGGAAAAUUCUUGCCGUUUAAUGCAGUAUCACGGGAGGGGUAUUUUUUUUUUUUUUUUUGUUGGGUGGGGUGGGGGACCAAGCUCCACGCUUUGUCCAACCAAAGCAGGGUAACUUUACCCCUUUUAUAUUCACUAAACUUAAUGCUAUAUAUUUUUAAUAUUACAAACCUUCCUCUCCGGAAUAACUAAAUAAAUAAAUGGAAUUGAUGAGGUGUAGAACAAUUUCAUGUAAAGAUAUACCUUUCCUGAUCGGGCGAUCACAACCGUGUUUUGCCUUGUUUUUAUAAUGCCUUGUUUUUAUAACUAGUGACGUGCAUCACAUGUGCUAGAUUUCGAUAUUAAAAUAUAUAAAUAAUAAAGUAUUAAAUUAGUAUUAUUAUAAUUAUUAUAAAAAACUAUUAUCGUAUGUAUGUAUUUAUUUGUCAUGCUAUAUGUUUGCACCGUGGAUGUUUCUGAAUCAGAAAAUUAUAUCCUAUGCUACACGCAUUAUAUGAUGGCUUACCAUGCCAAUCACCUCGGUUCAUUUCUAAUAGAUUCUAUUUCUCAUGUCCUUGGAUGAUUGGUGUGGUG
Molecule: messenger RNA, 2357 nt
Organism: Elaeis guineensis (African oil palm)
Lineage: Eukaryota; Viridiplantae; Streptophyta; Magnoliopsida; Arecales; Arecaceae
Source: RefSeq, a predicted model, not a curated record